This is a messenger RNA of Arabidopsis lyrata subsp. lyrata, 2145 nucleotides long. Its product is annotated as DEAD-box ATP-dependent RNA helicase 5. Gene Ontology annotation, cellular component: nucleolus. Lineage: Eukaryota; Viridiplantae; Streptophyta; Magnoliopsida; Brassicales; Brassicaceae. The record is from RefSeq and is a predicted model, not a curated record. The coding region runs from base 1 to 1836 and encodes 611 amino acids. Gene Ontology annotation, molecular function: ATP-dependent protein folding chaperone; ATP binding; ATP hydrolysis activity. The transcript has a single exon. Gene Ontology annotation, biological process: rRNA processing; protein folding.
AUGGAUAGAAAAUUCCAAGAGCUUCCCAUCUCCGGCGAACCUUUAGUCGUUGAGAGUCCGAUGACCAACAAGAAGACGAAUAAAAGUAAGAGAGAGGAGAAACUGAGUGAGAAGAAUAAGAAGAAGGAUGUCCCGGAGAAGAAGCUAGAAGCUGAGGAGUUAAGUGUUACCAAUGGAGGAGAAAGUGAGCAACCGAAGGUUGUUAUGACUGGGAAAGAUGUGGAAGAAGCAAAGUACGCAACUUUGAAGACUUUUGCUGAAUCGAAUUUGACGGAGAAUGUUUUAGAAAAGCCAUCUCCGAUUCAGUCACAUAAGUGGCCAGUUUUGUUAGAUGGUCGUGAUCUUAUCGGGAUUGCAAAAACUGGGUCAGGUAAGACAUUGGCUUCUGGGAUUCUUGCGAUUAUGCAUGUGUUAAAGAAGAAUAAGAAGAUUGGUGGAGGAUCAAAGAAUGUCAAUCCUACUUGUUUGGUUCUUUCUCCUACACGAGAAUUGGAUGUUCAGAUUUCUGAUGUUUUGAGUGAAGCUGGAGAACCUUGUGGUGUGAAAUCAAUAUGUGUAUAUGGUGGAAGCUCUAAAAGGCGUCAAAUAAAUGCUAUUCGAUUUGGAGUUGAUAUUGUCAUUGGUAUGCAUGGUCGUUUGAGAGACUUGAUUGAGUCUAAUGAGCUUCGUCCCUCGAAAGUUUCCUUUGUGGUAUUGGAUGAAGCAGAUCAAAUGCUUGAUAUGAGUUUCGAAGAACCUGUUCGGUUUACAUUGAGCAAGACAAAUAAAGUUCGUGAGAUGGUUAUGUUCAGUGCAACUUGGCCUUUGGAUGUUCACAAAUUGGCGCAGGAAUUCAUGGAUCCAAACCCAAUCAAGGUAGUCAUAGGCUCCGUAGACUUAGCCGCCAACCACGACGUUACGCAAAUCAUUGAGGUCUUGGAUGAACGUGCGCGGAAGCAGCGACUUGUUGCCUUACUAGAAAAAUACCAUAAAUCUCAAAAGAACAGGUUUUUGGUACUUGCUUUACAACAAGGUGAAGCCAAAGGGGAGCAUUAUGCAGAUAAGAGUACAUUCCAUGGCAAAGAGGAGAAAGAUUAUCAAGGAAGGUCUUGGAUUAAGGCUAUGAGGAAGGAGAUUUUGGAGUUAGGAUAUCUUGAUGACGGUUAUAAUUACUUGGAGCAUUUGAGAGAGAUUAAGAAUCCUGGUGGUGGUUCUACUUUCUAUGCGGAUUCUAAGUUUGAAGUUGAUCACGUUGAGUCUUCUCAAGAGAAAGGUAAAGACAAAGCAGAGCCCACCAGAGAAGUGAUGGUUGACAAAGAGAAAAAAGCCAAGGCUGGAAGUGACAAAGAGAAGGAAGGAGAAGAAGAAAAAGAAGGACUGAAACUUGAAGAUGAGACCGAAGAAGAGAAAAAAAAGAGGGAAGAGAAGGAAGAAUCUUUCGAGAAUCUCUGCAAGACGAUUAAGGAAAUUCUUGGAGACAAAGUUGAGAAGGUUGUGGUCUCAGACAGGAUUGUGGACUCUCCUUGCUGUCUAGUAACUGGUGAAUACAGAUGGACUGCGAACAUGGAGAGGAUUAUGAAGACAGAGGCGUUGAGAGAUAGCAGCAUGAGUGGUUACAUGUCGAGCAAGAAAACAAUGGAGAUCAACCCCGACAAUGGUAUCAUGGAGGAGCUUAGGAAGAGAGCUGAAGUUGACAAGAAUGGCAAGUCCGUUAAAGAUCUCGUCAUGAAGCUGUUCGUGACAGCUUUGUUGACUUCUGGAUUCAGUCUUGAUGAACCAAAUACGUUUGCUGCUAGGAUUCACACAAUGUUGAAGUUGGGUCUGACAUUGAUGGUGAUAAGAAGAUUUCAAGCUUAAGGGGGAGAUUGUUGGUUUAAGCUUGAAAGAGGCUUAAACCGGAGGUUACUUAAACCGCAAGAUGUCGGUUUAUUGAAGAGAUAAAGACUAAUUCUUUAGGAGUUAUCUAGAGAAUAUUAUGUAAUCCUAAUUGAGUUAUGAUUAGGUUUAGAGGUUGUGGCUAUAUAAGCAUAUAUCGAGUUGUGAUAUAGCUUAUGAGAUUGAGAUAGAGAGUUUUAUGUGUUUAAGGUUUUUGAGAAAGAGAGUUUGAGAGUUUGAGUUCUUGAGAUUAAUAAAGAGAGUUAUUCUUUAAAGAGUUGUUCUUAUAUU